CCCACACCGGCGAGGGGUGACUUUGAGCGCACCAGCGCCACCGCUGCCGCGGUAGGUGUCGUGUGGUUGGCGGAGUAGGCGGCCAUGGGGAGCCUCCGCGGCCUGCGCCUGGCAGCUGGGAAUUUUUUUAGGUUAUAUGAAAAAGAUGCUGCCUCAUCUCUAAGGUUUACCAGAAACUCUGAUUUGAAGCGAGUAAAUGGAUUUUGCACUAAACCACAGGAAACUCCCAAAGCGCCAUCCUACACUUCCAGCCACAGAGUGCCAUUACACAAACCAACAGAUUGGGAGAGAAAGAUCCUGAUAUGGUCAGGUCGCUUCAAAAAGGAAGAGGAAAUCCCAGAGACUAUCUCGUUUGAGAUGCUUGAUGCUGCAAAGAACAAGAUUCGGGUAAAGGUUAGCUAUAUAAUGAUCGCCUUGACAGUGGCAGGAUGCAUCCUGAUGAUUAUCGAGGGCAAGAAGGCUGCCAAAAGAAAUGAGUCUUUAACAAGCUUGAACUUAGAAAAAAAAGCUCGUCUCAGAGAGGAAGCAGCCAUGAAGGCUAAAACAGAGUAGCAGAGAAGCAUCCGUCCUGGCUGGAUUUUGAAAAUCCAGGAAUAAUGUUGCAGCAAGCCUGUAUUUUAAAGGAUAUGGUGAGGCUCCACAUCAUCACUAUAUGUUUUGCACAGACUUAUACUCUUUCCCUAUUUUCUGCUAUAGAUAUACAAAUAAAUUUUCUUAAAGACUUGUUUUAUGUUUUAUGGCUUUAAUCCAAGUAAAAUGCAGUCUCCCAGCUUUUUGGAAAAAAWUUUAAAAUGAGACAACUUACUUCAGCCUUAAUAUUAACUGUUAGAAUCAGAUAUCUGAUUUAUUACUUUUGUUCCCAUUACUAAAGUGACUUCUCUCCAGCGGCCAGAAUGGCUUCUCAUUCUGUAUUUCUCCCUCUGGUACUUAUUUCUUAAGGGUAAGGAGGAUCAGAUGACAUUGCCCAGGUGAUUACAAUGCUAUGGUACUUUGGGGAGGCUGACUCCUGAGAAAGCCCUGAGAAGCAGCCAGACCWCACUGUAACUUUGGGAUCUCAAAGAUGGAGUUUCUUUGGAGAACAUUAUUUGAAAAUGUCCUGGCAAGGUGAUGAGAGUGGUCUGGCCAGGAGUUUGGGGGACUUAGAAAUUCUAGCAUCAUGGAUUUGCUGGGGGCCACAGCAGUCAGUUCCUAGCUCCAUGGAUAAUGGUUCCCAAUUGAUUCCUUUCCUGCUGCCUGAGAAACUAAAUUCCUUAUGAAAAUCUCAUGUUCUUUUUAGUGUGAAAAAUGAGCCUACAUCUCAUUUAGUUUUGACUUUGGGAUGCCAAGUUGUCUCACUUAUAUAUGGAUGAUGGUUUCUAUGAUAACCACUUCAUUUAUUCUCAAUAUGCCUCAUUAGUAUUAAUGGAUGUCAAGUCAUUAUAGUCAGCCCAAUGUGCUAGUUCUCCUCA
Messenger RNA from Urocitellus parryii (Arctic ground squirrel), 1448 nucleotides. It is a transcript of the gene Fam162a, whose product is annotated as family with sequence similarity 162 member A. Gene Ontology annotation, cellular component: mitochondrion. The record is from RefSeq and is a predicted model, not a curated record. Gene Ontology annotation, biological process: cellular response to hypoxia; neuron apoptotic process; positive regulation of release of cytochrome c from mitochondria. NCBI's taxonomy places the organism in Eukaryota, Metazoa, Chordata, Mammalia, Rodentia, Sciuridae.